Aspergillus mulundensis is the source of this 1062-nucleotide messenger RNA. RefSeq names its product mitochondrial 54S ribosomal protein uL10m. Gene Ontology annotation, molecular function: structural constituent of ribosome. Gene Ontology annotation, cellular component: mitochondrial large ribosomal subunit. The coding region runs from base 1 to 1062 and encodes 353 amino acids. Gene Ontology annotation, biological process: translation. The transcript has a single exon. NCBI's taxonomy places the organism in Eukaryota, Fungi, Ascomycota, Eurotiomycetes, Eurotiales, Aspergillaceae. The record is from RefSeq and is a predicted model, not a curated record.
AUGCCUCCCCGGAUACGUCUUGCAAAUGCCCGGGUGCCCGUCCGGUGUCAAAGGCUCCUGUGCCAAUCCGAUAUUCCUACAUUAGUUCGAUAUGCUAGCACAGUCACGACUCCUGCUCCCUCAAUUGAGCAGAUGACCACUUCUCCCGUUCCAAUCGCCAGAUUCCCCCCCUCACAACCCCCAUCGCACCGCAGGCCCGAGUACCGACGCUCUCAACUUCUCCGCCAAUACACCUCUAUCAUUCGUACCACGCCUCUUAUGGUGUUCCUUCAACAUGACAACCUCAAAUCAGUGGAGUGGACGGCUAUCCGACGAGAACUUAGCAAGGCCAUGCAGAAGGUUGACGCGAAAAUUGCCGCGGAGGGCCGCUCCGCUCCAGCUUUGGCCCCCCAUAUCAAGGUCCAAAUCAUUCAGCCCGGCAUCUUCGACGUCGCGUUGCGUAUCGUGGAUUAUUUCCGACCUAGCCAGGAGACGCUGGAAAUGGGCAAGCCCCCCAGCGCAAACGACCCAGCUACACAGACCUCCGCGGAGAUCUCGCUCGCAGGCUCGAAGGACGACCCAACAUUGACGCACGAUCUCUCGCGCGCGGCUCAGGCUGCUGUGCGCCACAAGAAGGGGAAGCAUGAACUCUCCACCCUUCUUGCUGGGCCCAUUGCCGCCCUCACUAUCCCACACAUGUCCCCAGAGCACUUGAAGGCCGCCUUGACCGUUCUGGCGCCCAAGGCUUUCGGUUACCCUGCGCCCACCCGAAAAGCCAACCCUGACUGGCACGAGCUUUCUGUUCAGAACGGUCUGAACAAACUGAGCGUUCUCGCUGCGCGCUUGGACAACCAGUUGUUCGAUGUCGACCAGACGAAGUGGGUCGGAAGCAUCGAAGGUGGUAUGGAUGGUUUGCGGUCUCAACUCGUCAUGGCCUUGCAGAGCAUGGGAUCUAGCAUUACAAGCACUUUGGAGGGGGCUGGAAAGAGUCUGUACGUCACUCUUGAGAGCAGGAGGAGUGUGCUAGAAGAUGAGCAGAAGGGCACUAGUGGCGAGGCGAAGGGUGAGGAUAAGGCAGAGUAG